Messenger RNA from Cordyceps fumosorosea ARSEF 2679, 840 nucleotides. Its product is annotated as Tudor domain protein. Lineage: Eukaryota; Fungi; Ascomycota; Sordariomycetes; Hypocreales; Cordycipitaceae. Bases 1 to 840 code for a protein of 279 amino acids. The record is from RefSeq and is a predicted model, not a curated record. The transcript has 3 exons.
AUGUCUGGACUAGCAGAGUUGGAAGUCGAAAGAGGGCUAUACCAGGAGCAGCCCUCACCCCAGCUCGACCUUGUUCUUGCGCAGCUGCGCGAUGACCCCGACAAUGCCGAGCUCAAAAAUCUCGAGCAGGAGUUGAAAAAUUUCGUCGAUCUUCUCAAUGAGAACAUUGCAGAACUGAAGCCGAAGCAGGCCCCGAAGCCGACGUCGAAGCAGCCCUCGCCGCCGCCUGAACCCGAGAAAUGGUCACGCGAGAACCACCCCGCCUUCAAGAAAGCUGCGCCUCCACCGCCAGAGGAGAAGGACGACACACCCGUCGCCUAUCAAGUGAACGACACAGUCAUGGCGAAAUGGAUGUCCGGCGAUAAGGGCUUGUACCCAGCCAAGAUCACUUCCAUUACUGGAUCCGCCGCCGCGCCCGUCUACGUUGUCAAGUUCAAGAGUUAUGAUAACACAGAAACACUGCGCUCCCGCGAUAUUCGCCCAAUUUCCAACAAGAGAAAGGCCGAGGCGCCGCCUCCGCCUCCACUUGCUUCGACACCCGGCCUUGUAUCCUCGGCCGGCGCGACCACGUACCCGACUGCAGGCAAGGAUGCCGCUGCAGAGGCCAAACCGCCGAAACCGAAGAAGAUCAAGGCCAAGAAGGAACUUGAAGCCGGAAAGAACAAGUGGCAAGAGUUCAAUUCAAAGUCCAAGUUUGGAAAGACGCAGAAGAAGGAUAGCAUGUUCCGGACGCCCGAGGGCAUCCGUGGCAGAGUUGGUUUCACUGGAUCCGGUCAAGCAAUGCGCAAAGACCCAAGCCGCAAUCGCCACGUCUAUCAAGUGAACGAGGAUUUAGACUAA